AUGCAAGUUGCCUCUGAGAAACAUACUCUCACCGAAGAGGACAGAGAGCAAGGUCUGCUCAAGAAACAAAAGAUUGAGGAGGAUCAACCGCAGCAGGCUACACAGGUGGCGCAAGUUGACCGAAAGGAUCAGCAGGACAAGCAGGGACAAAAGGAGUCGGAGACGCAAGAGCCAAAGACGCAAGAGUCAAACACUACCAGUGGUCCGCCGCUUAAUCCCGAUGGCACACCAAUGGUUCCUGCGCCCAAGCCUCCUCAAGAGCCCGACAUGGAUAACUUGCCUGCGAAUCCGAUGCCUCCCCACCAGAAGAAGUAUGCCCUUAAUUCCAUAAAGGCAAUACGGAGACUGAAAGAUGCAGGACCUUUCCUCCUACCGGUGGAUAUUGUAAAACUAAACAUUCCUUUCUAUUAUAAUUAUAUUCCGAGACCGAUGGACUUGUCAACAAUUGAAAAGAAAAUCACCGUUAAUGCAUACGAGACUCCUCAACAAAUGAUUGACGAUUUCAAUUUAAUGGUGAACAAUUGUUUCAAAUUCAAUGGUAAGGAUGCAAUCAUUUCACAAAUGGUUAGAAACAUCCAAGCCAGUUUUGAGAAACAUAUGCUAAAUAUGCCAUCAAAGGAUCAACCAAAUAGACCUAAAACAGGUGGUAAAUCAAUGACUCGUAAGGCCAACAAUGAUAAUAGUGUACCGAAAAUUAGAAGGGAUCAUACAUCUGUUUUGGAUAGUGGAAGACCAAAGAGGGAAAUCCAUCCUCCUAAACCUAAAGAUAUGCCAUAUGAUAUUCGACCAAGAAAGAAGAAGUAUCAACCUGAAUUGAGAUACUGUCAACAAAUCUUGAAGGAUUUCCAUUCAAAGAAGCAUGAAGGUAUAGUUUGGCCCUUUUUAGAUCCCGUUGAUCCUGUUGCUAUGGAUUGUCCUAAUUAUUUUGAUAUAAUUAAAAAUCCAAUGGAUUUAUCUACCAUUCAAAACAAAUUAACUAAUGGUGAAUAUGAGACUGCAAAUGAUUUCGAAAAAGAUAUAAGAUUAAUGUUUACCAAUUGUUAUACUUUUAAUCCUGAAGGCACACCUGUCAAUAUGAUGGGACAUCGUUUAGAGGCUGUAUUCAAUGAGAAAUGGGCCAAGAGGCCUCAAACCCCUGUUUCCCCCUCUGGUUCUGAUGAUGAGAGUGAAGAAGAAUUUGAUGACAAUGAAGAGUUCAAUAUUGAUAUCAAUUCUAUUACGGAUCCAACAAUAGAAUUCCUAUUGGCAAAUAUCGAUAGAAUGACACAAGAUUUAAAGAGAAUGCGUCAAGAGAAGUAUGACCAACUAAAGAAGGAUUGGUUAAAGAAGCGCCAACAAAAACGUGGUAAAAAGGGUAGAAAGUAUUCAACCAAUUCAAAGGGUGCAAAUAAAUCAUUUUCAAAGAAGAAGGAUGUUAAUAUGGAAAAUGAUGAAGUAGAUGAUGCUAAUAUUGGUUCCAGUAAUUCCUCAUUCUAUCCGAAGCACGUGACCUAUGAGAUGAAGAAGGAAAUAUCGGAAGCUAUGCAACAUGUUAAUGAAAAGAUGUUGAAGAAUGUCAUUACUAUCAUCCGAGAGGGUGUACCGGAUCUCCAAGAUGACGAUGAGAUUGAGCUCGAUAUGGAUAUCUUAGACAAUGCUACACUACUAAGACUGUACAGAUAUCUCGUUGGUGGUAAAAAUGGUAAGAAGCAACAAAAGAAGAGCAGUGAGAAUUCAGAGGAGGAAAAGAUUGAACUUUUAAAGCAGAAGCUAGCCCAGUUUGAAAGCAAUGGUAACAAUGGUGGGAUCAAUGGAGCCAAUAACGACGAUAGUAGCAGUAGUGACGAUGACAGUGACGAUGAGAGUUCUGAAGAAGAAUAA
Pichia kudriavzevii is the source of this 1860-nucleotide messenger RNA. RefSeq lists its product as uncharacterized. Bases 1 to 1860 code for a protein of 619 amino acids. Gene Ontology annotation, biological process: chromatin remodeling; regulation of DNA-templated transcription. Gene Ontology annotation, cellular component: chromatin; nucleus. The record is from RefSeq and is a predicted model, not a curated record. Lineage: Eukaryota; Fungi; Ascomycota; Pichiomycetes; Pichiales; Pichiaceae. The transcript has a single exon.